Molecule: messenger RNA, 243 nt
Organism: Diaporthe amygdali
Lineage: Eukaryota; Fungi; Ascomycota; Sordariomycetes; Diaporthales; Diaporthaceae
Exons: 1
Coding region: 1-243 (80 amino acids)
Source: RefSeq, a predicted model, not a curated record
AUGCCACUAGCCAACCCGACCGAGACGGCAGGAGGCCAGGGAGCCACAGGUCCAAGAGGCGAGAAGUCGGUCAUCUUCAACAGCACCUGCAUCCAUGUAGCUGAUCCUGCCUCUAUUGUUCGUCGUAGGAUAAUCCGCGCCGACCUCUCGCAUUUCAUCGUCACGACGCUCACUUUGUUAGCUCCUAGUGAAUCGGUGAAGGGAACGGGGUUGACAUACAACGAAGGCACGAAGUUGGAGUAG